Messenger RNA from Pieris rapae (cabbage white), 906 nucleotides. RefSeq names its product THO complex subunit 4-like. The record is from RefSeq and is a predicted model, not a curated record. NCBI's taxonomy places the organism in Eukaryota, Metazoa, Arthropoda, Insecta, Lepidoptera, Pieridae. Gene Ontology annotation, biological process: mRNA export from nucleus. Gene Ontology annotation, cellular component: nucleus. Gene Ontology annotation, molecular function: mRNA binding. The transcript has 4 exons. Bases 105 to 851 code for a protein of 248 amino acids.
CUAUGGCUUUUCUUUGUCCUAAACUAUAAAGCAGCAUCUCAUCAGCCUAAUUUGACGGGAUUACUAUAUAAAAUAUAAGUAUAAACGGUAUAUUAAAUAUAGAGAUGGUUGAUAAAAUUGAUAUGGCUUUGGACGACAUCAUUAAAGCUGGUAAAAAAGGAGGAAGAGGCGGAGGUGCUGGAAGAAAAAUGGAUACUAAAAGAUCAAAUCGUGGUGGAGGAGGUGGCUUUCGUGGCAACCGUUCGGGUGGCAAUUUGCGAGGCAGAAAUCGUGGUGGGGUGUCCAAACCAACUAAUUAUUCAAGGGGUGAUGUAAACAGUACGUGGAAACAUGACAUGUUCAAUGAAUUCAGUUCCAUGAAAAUUCAGCGAGGUGCACCUAUAUCAACUGGACCCAGCAAACUGCUCGUUUCCAAUUUAGAUUUUGCAGUUUCAGACUCGGAUAUCCAGGAAUUGUUUUCAGAGUUUGGAAUUUUAAAAAGUGCUGCAGUGCACUAUGAUAGAUCUGGCAGAUCUUUAGGUACAGCUGAUGUAGUCUUUGAACGUAGAGCAGAUGCAUUAAAAGCAAUGAAGCAGUACAAUGGUGUUCCACUUGAUGGUCGAGCAAUGAACAUUCAACUAGCAACAUCUGAAAUAAGCUCAUUAAGAGCGGAACCUAGAAACAAACCAAUAGUAGGAAGAGCAUUUAGAAGACAUUCUGGGAACAAAGAGGGCAAUGAUCGCAAAUUAAAUGUUCGUGGGGGUGGUGGAAAGCGUGGUGGAAGAGGAGGUGGAAUAAGAGGAAAGCGGCCAGUACCAACUGCUGAACAACUUGAUGCAGAGUUAGAUGCAUACGUAAAAGAAAUCAAGUGAUACCUGCAUAAUUAGUAAUAAAAUGACCAUAUUGUGAAUAAAUACAUCACUACAA